AUGCGCACAGACGAGGGGAAGAAACCCAUCGCACUUAUAGAUGCGGACCACUACAUAAUAAACUACAGAAGCACCAUAACGACGUAUGUACAAAAUAUCUGCAACAAUUUGGUAAAGGCGAAUGGGGACUCAGCAGAUGAUGCUAAUAAUGAGUGGGACGCCAAGAGGAGGGAACGGAUCAUCUGCGUUUUCAUGUUCAGCAUGUAUCUUAACAAUAUCCACAGGAAUUUAAAUCUGUUCGGCUACUUACAUGACGUGUUGUUAAAGUAUAACCAUCUGAUGGGGAGAAGCAGGGCCAACCAAGGGGGGACAGAAAGGGGAGAGGAUAGCAAGAUGGAUAAACGGAACCAUGGCGACGUGAAUGAAACUACCCUGGGUGGAGGAACAUCGCAGGAGGGGGAGGGGCGGAAGAAACAGGUAGAAAUGGAAACCCCUGCUGAACAGUACCUCGGAAAUGAGGAUGAAGGGUCCACCUGGGAAGGCCCCAAUCGAGAUGGGAACCGCGGUGAAACCAGAGACAUGGCCCACUUCAUGCACGAUCUCAUAAAAGACAAAAACUACGUCAACAUGGACAACGUGACGAAGUCGAAAGUCUGCUUCUUAAACAUAAAAAAUAAAGGGAAGAAUGCGAAGGGGUCGCAUGAAUCGUUAAGAGAAGCCUUCGACGCGGAAGGGCACAGGUGUGCAACUGAACUGAGCAGCAACUCGAAAAUGGGUGGGACGGAUCCGGGCCAUGCGACUAAGGGGAGCAGCACUAGUGACAGCGAUGAGGAUGCAGCGGAAGGCGCCAUGGAACACGUGGCUGAGGAUUCCGCUCCUAACUCCGCUGCGGAUUCCGUCAAGUGUGCCUCGCAUCCCGACGGAGAUGGCACAUAUCGCUCGACCAAUCACAGCACGCAGGCCGAGGCUGUCGACGAAGCGAGUCUAGAGGACCCGCGAGACGACUCCUUCCACGAAUCGCAAGGUAGCACCUACCGCUUUAGAAACUCCUUGCCAUUGUGCCAAGAUCAAAAGCAGUUUUUAAUAAACUACAGUAAUGUAAACCUCAAGAUGAAAAAUUUUGACAGUCUACUCUGUGUGGAAAACUUUCUCGUGGAACAAAAAAAACAAACAAACAUACAACAUUCCUCGAAGGAAAUAGAAAACCUGUACAGAAUAAUUGUACUGUCCAAAUUACACAUAGGAGUCUACCCCUUUUUAACCUUUUUAAAAAAAAAAAAAUAUUUUUUAAUAUUUUUCAGUUGUAAUAAAAAGUUAACACAGACACUAUUCAGAUAUUUUAAAAUUUCGAAGCAUUUUAAAAAUUGUUACAAAAUAAUUGACUCAUUUGAGGAACUGAAAAAAAUUGGAAACGCCGAUAAAGACGUGCUCAUAUUUAGUAAUCGUGAAUGUUUUGUAACUUGCGCAAAAAGGGAAGGAUAUUUUAAAGUAGCAGGAGGUAAGAGAAAUCCCUCCAUGGCAACAAACUGUGAUGAUGUCAAUUGGGAUGUGUUAUCACAAAGGGAGAGUCAUCUUUCAAAUACUUCCGACUACAUAUCGAAUAAAUAUAACGACGUUGUGUAUCCCUUUGUGCGAAAUUGUAAUUUAACGGAGGACAUACUAUCAUGGCGCAUUUUUUACAUUUUUAAAAAAUAUAUGUACAUACACGGAACGGUAGUGAAAGGAUUUGGAAGAGGCAGUAAAUACUUAAACAUCCCGACGGCCAACAUUGACUACUCGAAUUUAACCUGCAUCGAUAUUAUGCCUGGAAUAUACUUUGGUAUAUCCAGAUUGAAAAAAAAGAUUUACAAAACGGUGGUUUCAAUUGGCUAUAAUCCCUUCUUUGAAAAUAAGCACAUAACUGUAGAAGCCUUUUUAUACUACAAGACGAAUACUUUAUUUUAUGGUCAGGACAUCCAUUUAAUUAUUGUUGGUAUUCUUCGAAGCGAAAGCAACUUUUCCUACUUUUCUCACCUCAUUCAUGCCAUCCAGUUUGACUGCGAAAUCGCACGCAUCAUUCUCAGCAAACUUCAGGAUGACGAGCAGUUUAUCCGCUGCAGGGAUUACCUCCAGUCGUUGUAG
This is a messenger RNA of Plasmodium inui San Antonio 1, 2061 nucleotides long. Its product is annotated as riboflavin kinase. The coding region runs from base 1 to 2061 and encodes 686 amino acids. Lineage: Eukaryota; Apicomplexa; Aconoidasida; Haemosporida; Plasmodiidae. Gene Ontology annotation, molecular function: riboflavin kinase activity. The transcript has a single exon. The record is from RefSeq and is a predicted model, not a curated record. Gene Ontology annotation, biological process: FMN biosynthetic process; riboflavin biosynthetic process.